Molecule: messenger RNA, 717 nt
Organism: Soboliphyme baturini
Lineage: Eukaryota; Metazoa; Nematoda; Enoplea; Dioctophymatida; Soboliphymatidae
Source: the annotation of a GenBank genome assembly
AUGGACGUCGUUGAACUAACGCCGCGAGGUCCGAAAGCUCCGCCAAUCACUGCUAGCAUAAAGAAGGCAGAUGUAAAGGAGAGACUACAAACUGCUGCGGCUUUGGAUAUACAAGAGCAGAAAUAUAUUAUAAUGAAUACGCUAGAAUGCGAAUCAGAACUCGUUGCACUGAUUCCCGCUAGUGACAGGCGACUAAAUCCAAGGAGGACAUGGCUAUGGGUUCUUGGCACUUUCACGGUCUGCCUUCUUGUCAGCGUUCUGAUAUUGUUCUUCUUGGUACCUCGUGGGAUAAAUGUUUCCAGCAACAAUCCGCCGGUCGUCAACGUUUCAGUUGUAAACUAUCAGCCUGGCUUGGCGUUGUACAUUCAAUUUCUGACAUCGGUGAACGUGUCAAAUGAAAACUUUUUUGGAGUCGAUAUGGUCAACGGCACGUGUAGCGUGACGAAAGUUAUGUUUCCAGACCGCAACGAGGUCGUUGGCCGAGGCUUCAACCGCUCCAUCGUUAGCAUUCCGAUGCAGUCAUCCGCCUACGAAAUACGGUUCAACAACACUGUAAAAAUUACCGAUUGGACCUUAACUGUCUGUGAAUUGCCUUUUGGUUUCGUGCGGCUCUUUUUCCAGUUUACGUUGACCUUCAGGUAUCUGUUCAGUCACACAGAACAGGCAUCAGCAGAGUCUGCACAACUUGUGUGCUGUUCGCCCACUGGUUACUGUUGA